AUAAACAUAAUUCUAGCCCUACUCACCAAUACAAUCCUGGCCUCCUUACUUGUACUAAUCGCAUUCUGACUACCUCAACUAAACAUUUACUCGGAAAAAGCCAGCCCCUACGAAUGUGGAUUUGACCCUAUAGGAUCAGCACGCUUACCCUUUUCCAUAAAAUUCUUCCUAGUAGCCAUUACAUUCCUACUAUUUGAUCUAGAAAUCGCAUUACUAUUACCCCUCCCAUGAGCAUCUCACGCAAACAAUCUAACGACUACCCUCACUAUAGCACUUACAUUAAUCUCCUUAUUAGCUGUAAGCCUAGCUUACGAAUGAACCGAAAAAGGACUAGAAUGAACAGAAU
Callorhinus ursinus (northern fur seal) is the source of this 346-nucleotide messenger RNA. The record is from the annotation of a RefSeq genome assembly. NCBI's taxonomy places the organism in Eukaryota, Metazoa, Chordata, Mammalia, Carnivora, Otariidae.